Messenger RNA from Neurospora tetraspora, 1071 nucleotides. RefSeq lists its product as uncharacterized. The record is from RefSeq and is a predicted model, not a curated record. Gene Ontology annotation, molecular function: nucleic acid binding; DNA-directed RNA polymerase activity; zinc ion binding. The coding region runs from base 430 to 822 and encodes 130 amino acids. The transcript is spliced from 3 exons. Gene Ontology annotation, cellular component: RNA polymerase II, core complex. Gene Ontology annotation, biological process: transcription initiation at RNA polymerase II promoter; transcription-coupled nucleotide-excision repair; DNA-templated transcription. NCBI's taxonomy places the organism in Eukaryota, Fungi, Ascomycota, Sordariomycetes, Sordariales, Sordariaceae.
UGACUGCAGUGCCCAUCGUGCCUCACGCCUUUCUUGGUCUUCCUGGGCCUUCACCUGCUUUCUUCAUUUUCCAUCCUUCGGCUUUUUUAAACCAUCUUGCAACACUCAGUCUCCCGCGGACGAACUUCUUCCCUUUUUACCAAUCACCUGGACUGCUGAGAAGUAUCCAAUUGCUGUUACUAGCUUACUUGCAACUUCAACUUGAUUAGCAGUUUUUGCAUCCUUCCGCCACCCAAGCGAACCAAGCCAGGGCAAUCCUCGAGAUCGUCAAUCAAUCAAUUACUUUUCAACGAGCCAUUCACCCAACAACAACCAGCACCCACAACGAACGAGCAAAACAUCCUCGCUUCGUCCCGCCUUUCCACAAAACACCUUUCAACUUUCACAUCACACACAACACACACCCAACCACAACACACAUCGACCAAAAUGUCGUCGCCCGCCCCUUCUAGCACCGGUGGCGCCAGGGAGAAGAAGCCCCUCGAGCAGAUCACGUUCCGCUUUUGCUCCGAAUGCAGCAACAUGUUGUACCCCCGCGAGGCCGAAGACGAGAACAAGCUGCUCUUCACCUGCCGCACCUGCAACUUUUCCGAGCCCGCCACGUCGUCGUGCAUCUACCGCAACAUUCUGAACAACGCUGCCGGCGAGACGGCUGGUGUCACGCAAGAUGUCGCCUCUGAUCCCACGCUCCCAAGAGCCAUCAAAGAAUGCCCUGCCUGCCACCACCCGGAAGCCGUCUUUUUCCAGUCACAGCAGCGUACUUCGGAAACCGGAAUGAAAUUGUUUUACGUCUGCUGCGAUUGUGGUAAUAUUUACCAGUAGGGGGAUUCACGCAGGAGCAAUAGGGCCAGUCGAUCCUUAUCAUGGGUGGACAGGCGGUAGGGAAAACAGGUUAAUAUCAGAGAUAAGGGGUCAUGAAGAUUUGCAUUAUGGCGGCGUUUGUACACGGUUGAAAGGGCCGAGGUUCAAGGCGUUCGGUUUUCUUUUUUACAUGCUUUGGCAGGACACUAGCUUAGAUGGUCUUCUCAACAAAUCUCGUGGAUAAGGUUAAAAGACACGGAUACAACUAUC